Molecule: messenger RNA, 1570 nt
Organism: Myxocyprinus asiaticus (Chinese sucker)
Lineage: Eukaryota; Metazoa; Chordata; Actinopteri; Cypriniformes; Catostomidae
Exons: 4
Coding region: 174-1154 (326 amino acids)
Source: RefSeq, a predicted model, not a curated record
CCUGUUUGUUUGACUUAGAGCUGAUUUUGAGCUCCCUGUUUUCUUCAGGGAGUGGAAAAAGUAUAGAUUCGACAGCAGUUAGGGGAGUGUUAUAACUGCUGCGAGGCACUUCCUGGUUUCAUGUACCAGGGUUUGUUUCUGCUCACAGGAGACAAAAGCAUUUGUGAACGGUUAUGGGUGUACUGACUCUUCAGCUUUUGGUAUCUGGCCAACUAAUACUGGUUGUAUUGGCCAUAAACAACAUAACUGAUCCUCAAUGGAUCACUGAGUCACCAUCAUGGCUGCGUAACAAGUCUCAAAUUCUUACGGCUCCACCUCUGAAUGCAACCGGAAACUACACAGAAAACAAUGCCUCAAAUUCAUUGAGCAAUUCUGCGUACAAUUCUAGUGAUACAAAUAUGACCAACUUCACCACCCAGGUGACGACUACUGGCCCCCAGAACACUACUUUGGGCACCACCCAAAGCAAUGUAACAGUCAAAGCACCAACAAUGCAGCCAAACACAACUGCAAAUGCUCAGACAACACAAUCAACCAUGACUCAGACAACCCAUUCAACACAGCCCACCACAGAGAGGAAAACAACAGUCAACAUUACUUCAACAGCCAUCACUUCUCUAAACAACAUCACUCAUAGCGGCAAUAAAAGUACUUCAUCAAAUACUACACCAGUGCCUAAGCCAACAGAAAAUGCAGCCACCACUGUAAUUCCAAACAAUACAACUCUUUUCAAUGAAUCUCAAGCAGGUGCUGGCAUGAAUCAUUCAGAGAAAUCUCUGACCAUUUUAUUCAGCAUUCUGCUUGGUGUAAUAGUUCUGAUAAUUCUGGGGCUCUUUGUGUACAAGUCUGGUAGAUGUAAUCAGAGAAGGAUCCAAUAUACUCAUCGCCGUCUCCAGAAUGAGGAUACAGGUGAGCAGUUUACAGUGCCAGAUGACACACUGGUCAUUUCAGGAGGACUUUAUGAUGGCCCACAGAUUUACAACCCUACCAUGACAGUGCAGAAUGAGGAUGAAUUUCAGACAGAUGCACCUGGACAUGCCUACAGACCCACUCAGUUCCGCUUGGAGUUUUUGCGAGAGGAUCAGGGAAGUGCACUCGAUCAUGAAACCUCAACCUUUCAGACAUUCCAAGCAAAUGAUCAACAAUUACCUUGAUAUCUGAACUCAUCAACCAGCCUCUUUAUUUAAAAAACAAACAAAGAAACAAAAAAAAAACAAAAAAAACAAAAAAAAAACAGAGAUGAAAAUAUUACUUUUACUUGAAGCUUCUAUAGUAUACAGAAAAUGUAGUUUUUAAAUUAUUAAAUGAAGAUUUUGACAACUAAUGAAAUGGCUGAACUGAAAAUUCAGUAGCUGAAAAACACUUGGAAUGCAAAAAAUAAAAUAAAAUAAAAUAAAUAAAAAUAACAGCAAAAAUAACAGUACCAGGAACAGCAUCUUUUUGAUGAACAUUGUAACAACUAAAUGUAAAACUAUGACAUGCAAGUGUACUGAGAACAUACUGUAGAACCAUGUCAAUGAAACAAGAUAAUCACCGUAAUAUUUUUGAUUAAAACUUUUUCAAGCAAAUA